AUGCUAAAUGAUAGCAUCAUUUCCAAUUUCCCUAAUAACAAUAUUAAAAAUAUUACAUUUUAUACAAACAUAACUUCAGUUGAAACAGGCAGUUUCAACAAUACAUCAAAACUUGAAUUGAUCAAAUUUGAAGGCAGUGAUAACAUCAUUUUCAAAUUAAACUCAUUUAUUAAUUUGAAUUCGUUAGAUCAAAUUACAAUCUAUGAUAAAUCUGUUGUUACAAUCGAAUCUCAUGCCUUCGUAAACGUAAGUAUUAAUUCAUUUUCAUUACCAGCAGACUCACAAUCAACUGUUAAUGAUGACUCAUUCAUUAACUGUAAUAUUAGCAACUUUGUUGUUCGAGAAAACAGCAAAAUCAAUUUCAGAAAUAUCAUCAAUCAUAACAACAAUAUUAAUUUCACCGGCAAAUACAACAAAUAUUAUUUGUAUGAUGGAAACACAAUGCAAGGAGUCAAAGUUCUUGUUAUUCAACCAGGACUUAAACUGGAAGAUAUCAAAUUAGGUUCAACACAUAUUGAAGAAGUAAUUUUUGAAAUUUGCAAUUGCAGCAUUAUUGAAAAUUCCACAUUUUCUAAUACUGAUAUCAAAACUAUCAUUUUCAAUACAGAUGUUGAAGAAAUCAGAAAGAAUGCAUUCAGUGAAAUUCAAAAUCUCGAAAAAGUCACAUUUAUAUCAUCAAAUAUUUCAUUCGACAGUGAAUCAUUUUCAAAUCUUCUUGAUCUCAAAACAAUCAUUAUUAAUUCUAGUGCUGACAAUCCCACAGUUACAUUCAAAAAUAAAGCAUUCACUAAUUGCAGUAACUUAAAUACUAUUGAAAUCACUAAUCCAAGCACAAAUCUUAAUCUUGAAGAUGGAGCAUUCCAAAAUAUGACCUUUGAUAAAUUUGCUUUACCAGCAGAAUCAUCUUCAAUUGUGAAUGAUAGAUCAUUCAUUAACUGUAGCAUCGAUAAUUUUGUAGUUGCAAAUCAUUCUCAAAUCAAUUUCAGAAAUAUUGUCAAUAAUAACAAUAUUACUAAAUUCUCAGGAAUGUACAACAGAUAUUAUUUGUAUGAUGGAAACACAAUCCAAGGAGACAAAGUUCUUGUUUUUAGACCAAGACUUAACUUGAAAGAUAUCAAUUUAGGCACAUCACAUAUUGAAGAAGUGAUAUUUGAAAUGUGCGAUUGCAGCAUUAUUGAAAGUUCCACAUUUUCUAAUACUGAUAUCAAAACUAUCAUUUUCAAUACAGAUGUUGAAGAAAUCAAUGAAAAUGCAUUCAGUGAAAUUACUAAUCUUGUUAGUAUCAUAUUCAACAAAGAAAGUGAUAGAUUAGUUAUCAAAUCAAAAGCUUUUUCAAAUAAUAAUGUUCGAGAAAUCACAUUUAAAUCAAGGAACAUUACAUUCCUCAGUGAAUCUUUUUACAGACUUGGAAAUCUUACAACAAUUGUUAUAAAUUGCGAUGAUUUUGAGAAUCCUACAAUUAAUUUCAUACUUGAGGAAUCCAAGACUGAAAUAUUCAAAGAUUGCAACAGUCUAGAAACAAUUGAAAUUACUAAUCCGAACACAAGUAUUGUUAUAGAUGAUGUUGCAUUAUCAAAUAUCAAAGUCAAAGCAUUUAUUCUCAAUCAGACAAAUGAAAAGUUUGAUAUAUUGCGUAUUAUUAAAAACUGUCUAUCUCUUGAAUAUCUUGUUAUUAACACAGAAAAACCAAAUAUUAAAUACAUUACAAAUAUUGAAAACUUAACAAACAUUGAAGAAUCAGAUCAUCUCAUAUUUGUUAAUAAGAGCAUUGAACUUUCAGAACUUCCAUAUUUGGAUGUCGAAGAAAUAUCAUUUUAUAUGCUAAAUGAUAGCAUCAUUUCCAAUUUCCCUAAUAACAAUAUUAAAAAUAUUACAUUUUAUACAAACAUAACUUCAGUUGAAACAGGCAGUUUCAACAAUACAUCAAAACUUGAAUUGAUCAAAUUUGAAGGCAGUGAUAACAUCAUUUUCAAAUUAAACUCAUUUAUUAAUUUGAAUUCGUUAGAUCAAAUUACAAUCUAUGAUAAAUCUGUUGUUACAAUCGAAUCUCAUGCCUUCGUAAACGUAAGUAUUAAUUCAUUUUCAUUACCAGCAGACUCACAAUCAACUGUUAAUGAUGACUCAUUCAUUAACUGUAAUAUUAGCAAUUUUGUUGUUAGUAAUAACACAGAAAUCAAUUUCAGAAAUCUCCUCAAAACAUCUAACAACAAUAAUAUCAACUUCACUGGAUUUAAUCAAGGAUAUUAUUUAUACGAUGAGAAUCAUGAAAUUAAUAGUGAUAAAGUUCUUGUUGUUAAACCGAACCUUAACUUGAAAGAUAUCGAAUUUGGUACAUCACAUUUAGAAGAAGUGAUAUUUGAAAUGUGCAAUUGCAGCAUUAUUGAAAGAUCCACAUUUUCUAAUACUAACAUCAAAUCAAUAAUUUUCAAUACAGAUGUCAACGAAAUCAGAGAGAAUGCAUUCAGUGAAAUUCAAAAUCUCGAAAAAGUCACAUUUAUAUCAUCAAAUAUUUCAUUCGACAGUGAAUCAUUUUCAAAUCUUCUUGAUCUCAAAACAAUCAUUAUUAAUUCUAGUGCUGACAAUCCCACAGUUACAUUCAAAAAUAAAGCAUUCACUAAUUGCAGUAACUUAAAUACUAUUGAAAUCACCAAUGCAAGUACAAAUCUUAACCUAGAAGAUGGAGCAUUUUUAAACACAAAUCUUCAGACAUUUGCAUUCAGCAAUAUUUCUGAGACCGAUGUUCUGAAACUCAUCAAAGAUAAUCCAUCAAUUGAGUAUUUGAAUGUUAAUAAAGAAAAAGAUACCAAGUAUUUAACAAGUCUAGAUAAUAUUACUUUUGAUGGAAGCAUCAAUAAAGUUAUAUUUGUUAACAGAAGUCUAUCAUUAAAUGACAUUCCUCCAUUAAAUGUCACUGAAGUUUCAUUUUAUCUCCUGAAUGACACAACACUUUCAAGCAUUCCAAAUCUAAAUGUCACGAAAAUAGUAUUUGAAACAAAUGUUAGUUUUGUUAGUUCAAAUAGUUUUGAAAAUAACACAAAUCUCAAAUCAAUCAGUUUCAAUGGAGAUGGUGAUCUAACAAUAGAAACAGAUGCAUUCAAAGGAUGUGAAAAUCUGAAUAGCAUCACUAUUUCAGAAAAUGCAAGUGUCACAAUUGAAGAUUAUGUAUUUAGAAACACAGGUAUCAAAGAGUUCAAUGUUCAUCGGGACUUCAAAGUAUCACUUGAAAACUUAGUUCGUACAGGACUUGAAACAAUCCAUGUUCAUAAAGAAGAUGAUAACUUAUAUAUCAGUGAUAAUAACAAUAUUGAAACAAAAUGCUCAGAAAAUCAAAAGAAGAACAAUAUUAUAGUCUUAUCUAAAUCUAUUAAUUUAUCUUCAAUUAAAGACGAAUGCUUUACUAGUGUUAAAAAUGUUUCGCUUUAUCUGGUCAAUGAUACUGUUAUUGAACAAAAUUAUUUUACUGAUUCAAAAAUCGAAGUAUUUAAUGCAUCAUUGUCAUCAAUCAAAACGAUUGAAGCUGAUGCAUUUAAGAAUUGUAGUUCUCUCAAGAUCAUUGAACUUCCAAAUAGUACUUCAUUUAACAUUUCAAACAUUGUUUCUAACUGUCAAAACUUAGAUUAUGUCAAAUCACUUCCACACUAUGUUACAUCUGUUAGUGAAAUCAGUACUAAAGAUGUUACAAUAUCAUCCAAGCACUUCAAGAUAUCAGACUUGCAAAAUCGCAAAGAUUUAGAAAAUAUCAGUUUCUCCUUGAUCGAAGAUACUGUUUUAUCAGAGAAUUCAUUUAAUAAUAUGAACAAUCUGAAAACAUUAGAUCUUUCACUCACAAAAAUCGAAACCAUCAAAUCAAACGCGUUUUCAAACAUAAACUCUGAUAUUGAUAUAAUAUUCCCAUCCACACUAAGCAAAAUAUCAUCAAAAGCAUUCAAUAAUGUUAAAAUGAAACAAUUUAAAGUUUUUGGUAAAAUCAACUUAGAAAAGCAAUCAUUCUAUGAAUGCGACAUAAAUGAAAUCAUCAUCGAAGAAGAUGUUACUGAUUUUAAUGUAAGUCCAUUCUACAAAUGUGGAAGAACUCUUAAUAUUAAAGUUAAUAACAAUAAAAUAUUUAAACUAAAUACUCGCGGACAAUUAAUUAAGAAGAAACAAAAUAGUUUAAGAAAACUAUUUGACGAUUCUGAUAAAGAUGAAUUAAUUUUUGUUCCAGGAUCAGAAAACAGUGUCAUCACUAUCACAGAACCAAUGAUUGAUCCAUAUGCACUUUCAUACUGCCAGAAAUAUACUCUUCUAACACAACCAGAUACAAUGGAUUCAUUGAUUGGAGUAUGCAAGGCAGGCGGACAGAAUGCAACAGUAUUUUUCCAAUCAGAUAUGUCUUCAUAUAACUACAAAUAUUUCGAAUGCGAUAAAAGGACUUGUACAUUGAACUGUGAUGGUACAAAUCUUCCAUUGCGAACACCAUAUCCAACGCCAAUCCAGACACCAGAACCUGUUAAGCCAGAUGAAAAUAGUAAUAAGAAAGACGAUGUUGCCCAACUUACACCAAUUUUAUCUGUUCAAGAUGAUGGUAAGAAAGUUCAACUGAAAGCAACAUUAUCUGAACUUGUUACACAAUCAAAGUCAGAAACACAAGUAAAGCAAGUUCAAGUGAUAGAAGCUAACAGUUCAUUAACAACAACAUACUCUUAUGUCGUAACAAUGACAUUAGUUGAUAUCAAAACGAUGACAUACACUAACAUUUGGAUUGAAUACAAUGACGCCGAUACUCGCCCUGGACUUUCAGCCGGCAAAAUUAUUUUGUUAUGUUCUGGAUGCGUUGUCCUUUCCUUCUUGGUCGUCAUGAUGGGUCUUUAUCUCUACAGACGUACAAAAGAUAAUGUUGACGCUGACGAUGAAGAUCCAUCAUUUGAAGAAAUGGAGAAGGAUAUUGGUCAUGUUGUAUUUCCAAUUAAUGAUACAAUUCAAGUCGAAAGUAAUUCCGAAAACAGUUUUGAGGAAGCAACUCUUGAUAAUCCUAUGAAAUUAAGAGCAGAUUCUGACGAUUUGAAAGAUGGAAGCGACAGCUUUGACCAAGACCAAAAUUACAAUGAAAAAGUAAUUAAUAUUGAAAUUUGA
Molecule: messenger RNA, 5112 nt
Organism: Trichomonas vaginalis G3
Lineage: Eukaryota; Parabasalia; Trichomonadida; Trichomonadidae
Exons: 1
Coding region: 1-5112 (1703 amino acids)
Source: RefSeq, a predicted model, not a curated record